AUGGUCCAUAUCUCUUUGAUUCAGCAAAGCAACGCUCAAGUCGACGAGUUUUCUGCGCCUAGAGUCGCAGUGUUCGUUGGCGGCACUUCAGGCAUUGGAAAGAUAACUCUCGCCGAGAUAUCUGGUUUCGGAUUCGGCUUCACCGCGUACGUUGUUGGUCGCAAAGUCAGUGAAGAAAGUUUCAACAAUUUUGCGGAAGAGCUCCGGCAUGAUAAUGCGAAAGCCAAUAUCGUCUGGGUUGAGGGUGAAGUGUCGCUCCUCUCCGAAGUGAAGAGGGUAUGCGACCAUAUCAAGACACUUGAAUCGACGAUCGAUCUGUUAUUCAUGACGACUGGAUAUGCGCCUUUCAUGGGCAGAGCGGCUACAUCCGAAGGAGUGGACAUCAGUCACGCAUUGGAGUACUAUUCCCGCAUCUGUUUUGUAGAAAACCUACUACCCCAACUCCGUGCUUCUGGAAGCGCUCGAGUCAUCAGCGUUAAUUCAGGUGGCAUGGAAACGCAUCACGGAUUCAAUGUCGACGAUUUGCAACUGAAGAAUGCUGGUCUGCUUUGGGUAGCAUACACUAAGAUCCAUAAUGGUGUAAUGUGUACUCUCACUCUCGAGCGUCUUGCGGAAAAGAACGAGAAUCACGAUAUUGUCUUCAUACAUAGCCAUCCUCACAUCGUGAGAACUGGCAAUUUGUAUCGUAGUUGGAAUCCAGGGUCAUGGGGGUUAUGGUUCGCCACUUGGUUCAUCGACCCGCUACUCAUGCUCAUCGCAUAUACAUUCAAAGAGUCGGCUGAGAGACAUCUUUAUCUUGUUACCAGUGGUCGAUUCGGAGGAAAUGGGCCCAAGAUUCCAGAUAUUGCUGGAACAACGACCAGGGGACAGCUGAAGGGAGGCUUAUUCCUGGCCAACCACAAGUGCGAUACAGUUAAGAAUGAAAAAGAGCUGGUGAAGCUGCGGUCUAUGGCACAGAACAAGGUAUGGGAUACGACAUAUGAUAUCAUUGGUCCAUAUAUUGCAUGA
Molecule: messenger RNA, 1008 nt
Organism: Aaosphaeria arxii CBS 175.79
Lineage: Eukaryota; Fungi; Ascomycota; Dothideomycetes; Pleosporales
Product: NAD(P)-binding protein
Exons: 2
Coding region: 1-1008 (335 amino acids)
Biological process (GO): secondary metabolic process
Source: RefSeq, a predicted model, not a curated record